Molecule: messenger RNA, 206 nt
Organism: Striga hermonthica
Lineage: Eukaryota; Viridiplantae; Streptophyta; Magnoliopsida; Lamiales; Orobanchaceae
Source: the annotation of a GenBank genome assembly
CUCGGCUGAGUUCGGUUCGAAACUUUUCAAGCAAUUUUGUAAAAUCACCAUUAAGUGCAUAUAUUAAUAUUAUGAUACACAUACAUACAAGGGAUAUUUUAGUAAAUUUAACAUAUAUAUCGAGACGCUCGACAAUGCAAAAUUUGGGCUCGAGCUCGAUUCGAGUUCGUGCUCGAGCCCUCAAGCUCGAUUCUAGUUCGGUCAAA